GUGGGUCUCUGUCUCACCCUCACACACUCGCCGCUCCUCUUGCAACUCUUCUCGGGAUCUCUGGGUCCCUUUCCUCGGUGACAGGCUCCCCACACCAAGUAGUCACCAUUUCAGCCCCCGGGAGACCCACGCUGGCAGCGCAGCCCCUUCCCCGACUCAGCAUCGGGAGGAAGACCCUGGUGGCGGCUGCCGUAGGGGUUAUGCUGGUCCUGGUGCUGGUGGUCCUCAUCCCUGUGCUCGUCAGCUCCGUGGGUACAGAUGCCAGCCACUAUGAGAUGCUGGGCACCUGUCGUAUGGUGUGCGACCCCUACCUGAACAAAGGCACUCCGGCCAGUAGCACCAGCUCCACCGGUCUCCAGGCUGAGGCUGAGGCGUUGAGCGACCACAGCAACGUACUUCCACCCUCCACCUUACUGCAGGGCCCACAGGGGAAGCCUGGCAGGCCAGGCAAGCCCGGACCACCCGGACCUCCCGGAGAACCGGGGCCACCAGGACCAGCUGGGCCUCCCGGCGACAGAGGGGAUCAGGGAAGGACUGGGAUUUUGGGUCUGGGGGGAAAUGGAGCUAUCAGCACAGCCACCUACAGCACGGUGCCUCGGGUGGCCUUCUAUGCAGGGCUUAAGAACCCCCAUGAAGGCUAUGAGAUCCUCAAGUUUGAUGACGUGGUCACCAACCUGGGCAACAACUAUGAUGGCAUUUCGGGCAAGUUCAUCUGCAGCAUACCAGGCACAUACUUCUUCAUCUACCAUGUGCUGAUGAGAGGAGGGGAUGGCACCAGCAUGUGGGCAGACCUCUGCAAAAACGGCCAGGUUCGUGCCAGCGCCAUCGCCCAAGACGCUGACCAGAACUAUGACUACGCCUCCAACAGCGUCAUCCUCCAUCUGGACGCGGGCGACGAGGUUUAUAUCAAACUGGAUGGAGGCAAAGCCCAUGGAGGAAACAACAACAAGUAUAGCACCUUCUCUGGCUUCAUCCUCUAUGCAGACUGAGAACACAGACAGACAGACAGACACAGAGACAGUCAGACAGGAAGAGAUUGAGAGAAAGAGUUGUACGACGGGAGGGGGGAGGGGGUGUGUGUGUUAAAAGCCGGAAUGCUUUCUAGUUUUCCAAAUUCUCUCCAUCAUCACGGACACCUCUGUUUCGUAUCCAUCAGCCAAGACACCCAGGCUCUGUAGCCGAGCCUGGAUGCAAAGCUCCUGAGGACACACUGAGAGGGGCCGGGCGGGCGGCGUGGGAGGAGUGGGAUGUGGGCAAAGGAAAUGGGCUGGUUUUUUUCUGUGCUCCUCAACACAAUGCCGACGUGUCAGAAGCUCCUCACUUUCAGUGUCUCUCCUCUUCAGCCCUGCUCCAUUGCACAGAAACGUCAACAACAAAAACGAAAACCCUGCAAAAGUGGAUGAUCUCACCUCUUCUCUCCACAGUGGCAACAGUCAGCUGUACUGUCAGUGGACUUGAUUGACUGAAACUUGUAGUGUUGUUCUGUGCAAUUUUCCUUAGAUUGUGUUUUUAUUUUGUAGACAUGCAUAAUAUUCUACACAAAAGAGAUUUUAAAAAAAUAAUAUAUUUGUCCAGUGUGAAGAUAUCCUGUUUGACUGAGAGAACGGAUUUGUGAGAUGUUAUUUGUGAUGCAGCUCAGAGAUUUAACAGCUGGAAAAAGAAAUCUAAGUCAAUGUCAGUAUUUCAUGGCAGUGAGUGUUUUUCUUCAUCACUGGGUACAGCGAAGUAACUAUAUAUUGUUCAUAUGGAGAAUAACAAUAUAUUCUGCACUGUACCUUACAAUGUAUCUGAAAAAGGAAGCCUCUCAUAUAGACAAUACCCUUUCCACAAAACCGACUCACACUUUUCACAAACACACAAUGUCCUGCUGCUGUUUGGAUUAAAAGUAGAGUUCAAAUCGUCUCUUCGAUGUUCUAGUUUUAUGUAGAUGCUCUGCUCGGCACGACCGGCCAUGAUGUGAUCUGAGAUCAGGUUCUGUAGCCAAGUUGAAGAGCGCCCAUUCUUUAUUCUCCUCUGUUGUGCCGACCUCUGAGACUUGUUUCGUGGUGAAGAAGAAAAAAAAAAAUCAGGCUUGGGGGUGGGGGGGUGAGAGAUAAAGAGUCAGAAGUGAGCAAGACGGUGGGGAGGUGGAGGAGGUGUUCAGGCACAGUAACAGUGAGUGGGCAAUUUUUCCGUUUCAGUGUCUCUGAGCUUCACUGGAUGUCAUCCAUUCAUUAGCUGCAUAUUCACUGACACACAGGCAUUAUGGUAAUAUUUACUCAACGUGGCGGCCUGACAGCUUGCUUGAGAAUGAAACUGAUUGGGUGAGUGACUUGACCUAUUAUGACUGCACGUUUGUAUGUGUGUGUGUGUGUGUGUGUGCGUGUGAGAGUUAUGUAUGUAUCUGUGCAUACCAGUGAGUGUCUGCAUUUUAGCAUGUGCCGUGCAUGCGACAUCGUUCUUUUCCCAGAGUUAUUCUGUGCUACAGCCAAUGACAGAUAUUUUACUCAGCAGCCAAUGAGAUUGUGCUCUGUAGGGUGGGGGAGCCUCUAUAGAUAUGAUGAGAAGAACAAACAGCUUGUAAAUGAAAUCUAUGACAUGUUUGUCUAUCUUAUCUUUUGGAAUUGUUGAAUACAUUUAAAUAAUAAAUGGGAUUUUUUGAGUGA
Molecule: messenger RNA, 2645 nt
Organism: Lates calcarifer (barramundi perch)
Lineage: Eukaryota; Metazoa; Chordata; Actinopteri; Centropomidae
Gene: c1ql1l2
Product: C1q-related factor
Exons: 2
Coding region: 201-989 (262 amino acids)
Molecular function (GO): protein binding
Source: RefSeq, a predicted model, not a curated record